Messenger RNA from Cyprinus carpio (common carp), 2310 nucleotides. Its product is annotated as vesicle-associated membrane protein 2-like. Gene Ontology annotation, cellular component: plasma membrane; SNARE complex. Gene Ontology annotation, molecular function: syntaxin binding; SNAP receptor activity. Gene Ontology annotation, biological process: vesicle-mediated transport; vesicle fusion; SNARE complex assembly. The record is from RefSeq and is a predicted model, not a curated record. Lineage: Eukaryota; Metazoa; Chordata; Actinopteri; Cypriniformes; Cyprinidae.
CCCCUUCUCUCUCACUCAGGCAUACAUACACUUUCAUGCGGAGACUGGAGGACUAUUAAUAUUUUUUUCGUCCAGGUCGUUUUAAUCCGUUCUAGAGAAGCGUUUAUCAUGCUAAUGUCUCUUGGUUUACUGCUAUUUCCAACAGCCUAACAAAAGUUGAAGUCUGACAUUUUAAUUAAGUCGUCACUUGACUGCGAAUAUUUUUUUUUUCCAAUACGUGCUCUCAGGAGGAUAUAUACUUAGUCGCAUUCCGUGUGAAAAACUGAAGGAAGCUCUUCACACGGGAAGACUGGGUUUGUGUUUCGAGGCUUUGGUCGCCUGAGGCUCUCUCGCACCUGCCAGCAAAAUGUCUGCCCCGGAUGCCACUGCUAGCCCUGGAGCCCCUGGAGCCCCAGAGGGUGAGGGGGGCUCAUCCGCCCAACCUCCCAACCUCACCAGCAACCGUCGUCUCCAACAGACACAGGCCCAAGUGGAUGAGGUGGUUGAUAUCAUGCGUGUGAAUGUGGACAAGGUUCUGGAAAGAGAUCAGAAGCUAUCAGAACUGGACGACAGGGCGGACGCGCUGCAGGCCGGAGCAUCACAGUUUGAGAGUAGUGCUGCUAAACUGAAAAACAAGUACUGGUGGAAGAAUGCUAAGAUGAUGAUCAUGAUGGGAAUUAUUGGGGUCAUCUUGAUGGGCAUUCUUUUCAUGUACUUCUACUACUGAGCCUCUCGUGGGACGCACAAGGACAGGAGACUCAGGCUUUGUGUGAACUCCACCCCUCCUUUUCUCCCCACCAAUGCCUUUCAUUGAAUCAAUCCAGUGUGUGUGUGUGUGCAGUCAUUGACGCAGUGCCUCUCCCUCCCUUUGUCUGUCACUGCAUUUCUUUGUACCUCUCUUGAGUGCUUUGCAACAGUGCCCGAGCUUGGAGUUAGGAAUAUCUACUUAUGUUUUUAGAUUGGAAAAUGUCUUGGCCUUUUUCAGGCCAAAAAAAAGUGAUGCAAUAAUAUAGGUUUGCAGCACUGGUCCAAAUGAACCCCUGAAUAACUAAAGAGGGAAAAUGAAAUGCAAAGAUCAGUUAAGUUUGAGUUUAGGAUCAAGUCAUGCAAGUUUAUGCAUAGAAGCCAAAGCGUACUAUUUUACAACUGCUGUCCCCUAUCACUAACAAAGUGCAUCUGCACUAAAAAAAAAAUUAUGUACACAAUAUUUUUAGCCCUUCUUCAUAUAGUAAAUUCCUAGCAGCAACAUGUUUUCACUUCUUAAAAUGGACCAUUAAAACCCUGAAUGAUUUUAGAGAGGUAAAGACCAUAUUAAAUGUCUGAUCUAGGAUAAUUCCUUCUAUAUCAUGUAAAACAGUGCAAUUUUUUUUUUUAAGAUUUAAAACGUUUAAAAAAAAAAUGAGAAAGAUUGUAGGAUGUUUCACUUAAGAGUCUGCAGUCAACUUAAGGGGAACAUCUGAUCACAAAUCGUCACUUUUGCUCUUUGAUGUUGUGUUUUUGACAUUAAUGUCAGCCAGAAGAUCAGUUGAGUUUGGAGGAAAAAACAGGGAUGAAAAAAGAUUUGGAGUAAAAUGAAGAUUGAACAUUACAUCAGCGACCACAAUAGAAAAUAUUUUGAUUUAAAUAGUUUUUCUAUGUUUUGUAUUUAUAUGUUCAAGAUUAUUGUGAUGCAAUUUAUUUUAAUGUUUAAUGCCAUUUUUAAAAAAAUGGGUAAAUUGGCGGAAAUUUUGAUCCUGAUCGUAUUAACCCCUUGCACCUCCUGACUUUACUGGCACUAUGAUGUCUUUGGAUUGAAUUAAUAACUACUGAUAUGCAAAACUAAAAGAGAAACGAUAAUGUGACUAGUUUAAUGUAUUUGUAAAUAUUUAGGAUUCAGUGUGGGAGCAGAAACCUAAUCAGCACUGGAGACGACAAUGUUCAGGGAUGUUCCUCUGCAUGUGUUUGUUAAAUAUACAUGGGCACUUUAACUACCUUCGUUAUAGUGAUUGUAAGUUUAACAGGACAUUUUUUGGUAAUAAGGACAUAUUGUCCAGCACCUAAAACUAUGAGAAUUUGCUCUUAUUAAUGUGGAAUUUAAUGCAAGAUCAUCAUGUGUGAAUAACCUCCUCUACAUUAAGCAUUAACCCAAACUAGCUAAUGCAGGGCAGUGAAUGUUAUACCUUUAAAAAAAUGUUUUAUGCAUUCUAUUCAUUUGUAGAUACGUGCUGCAGAAAUGCAUAAAAUAAGUUCUGGCCCUGAGCAUUUGGAGCCAAGCUGCUAACUCGUGGUUCAUUUGAAAGCAUGUCUGCUUGCCCACCAUGUGCUGAUUCUAAUAAAGUGCUGAUGCUGUUA